UUUUCUAUUUUAUUUUUUUUUUUCAGUUUAGGAUGAUAAGUAUUUAUGUUCAGAUUCUUCUAAUAAUUCUCUUUUGGAAUGCUGAUUGUCAGAUUAUUCCCAGGAUUGAAGAAUGUGGACUUUCAUGUUCUCAGGGGAUUCACUGUAAAAGCAAGCCUUCUGGUGACAUUUUUAACAGCUUCUGCCAUGAUGCUCCUGCAUCUUUACCUUCUAUGGUACUGAAAAGCAUGAAGAUCUCAACAGUGAUGAAAUGUGUCCAAGGAAGCCCAUGCUCUCUUCAUUUAAACAUUAAAGGAACACUCAGUCUGGAUGAAAAUGUCCGUGGGCUGGAAAUAUGCUCUUUUUCACUGGACACACAGCAAUCUCAGUGCACAAAUGUGAGAUUCACUAGGAAGAAAAGCAAGAUGCUUAAUGGAAAGAAGGUACAGGUCCAAUUCAAUUGCAUUGAAGUCAAUGUAGCACAACACAUCUAUGUGACCAUGAAAACUGUACCACAUUACUGUGAAGUCAAGCUGAGUCAGCAAUACUAUGUUGAAGACUGCAGAAACAGUGAUGUGGGAAAAUAUAUUCCAGCUUGUUCGGCUGGAAAGUUAGAUUAUAAUUUAGACAGGGCAAGGAGAAUUUUAACAGUGAAUGUAUCCAACUUUCCCCAAGAUCAAGAUUAUUAUGUUCGCCUGUGCCACAAAUGGUUUACCUGUGAAGAUGUUGGGGCAUUUGCUGUGAUAAAAGGAAAGGAAUCUUUUAAAUCCGUUUCUCUGAAAUAUUCUCAGCUGCUCCCUUGUCUUUGCAUUGAGGGUUGGCUGGCAUUUCCAGAUGCAAGGAGGAUACAACUUUGCCCCUUUGAAAAUGAUACACAGGUGCUAUGGGACAAUAUUGUUUAUAACCCAUCGACACAAACCCUUGCUUGGGAGCCAGCCUGUCCUGUCCUUGUUGUGGUUAACCUAUGCAGGUUCACCAAGUCGAAUGACCAUUGUGAAGAUAUAGAAAACUCUUUCAAAAAUUCUCCUGAGAAACAGGUUAAAUAUUCUCGUGUGGACACUCACCCAAGACUUUGCAUGAAGUUUACAACCAAACGAGGAUCUCGGAUUAAAUGUCCAUUUGCUCAUGGAGAAUUUCCAGCCUGGAAAAUGAGGACUGCUGCAGUUGCAGAACAAAUAGAAGUUUUCUUCACAUCCCAGAUCAAGGCACAGUUCUCAGUGCUUGUGUGUAACAAGACGCAGAUGGCUUCAUGUGAAUCUCUUGGGAUGCACCAUUCAGUCUCUGUGGGAGAUUCUGUUUCAAUCCCUAUGUCACAGGAAAUGUGUGGGUCAACAAUUUGCAUUCAGGGCUGGAGAACAGAUGUAGAUUAUUCAGUUCCACUGCAGAUCUGUGAUACCUACUGUGGUUUUCAUGGUCAGUCACACAGUGAUGGAAACCUAGCAAAGGCCAUGACACACAGGAUGAAGAGUGUGCAGUCCUUGCAUUGAAUUCAACAACAUGUUUCCAAGGUCCUCAGUAUCUUCUCAACAUUGUAUUUUGGUGCAACUUGCAAAUCUUGUCUAACUGGUCCUCUCUCAUGAUAGUAGUUUCUAAUGACUAUUAGAUUAUACUCAUGAGUGAAAAAUUUAGCAAGUUGAGCCUAUUCUAGUAUGACAAAUUCAGAUUAUGAUUCCUUAUUUCCCAGUAUUUAAAAAAAAAAGUCUUAGAUCACUUAGAAAAUCAGGUCCAUGUUUCCCAUUUAUACAAAACAUGCUCUGAG
Poecile atricapillus (Black-capped chickadee) is the source of this 1738-nucleotide messenger RNA. RefSeq names its product putative interleukin-17 receptor E-like. The record is from RefSeq and is a predicted model, not a curated record. Gene Ontology annotation, molecular function: interleukin-17 receptor activity. The transcript has 17 exons. Lineage: Eukaryota; Metazoa; Chordata; Aves; Passeriformes; Paridae. The coding region runs from base 33 to 1466 and encodes 477 amino acids.